Molecule: messenger RNA, 376 nt
Organism: Rhizophagus irregularis DAOM 181602=DAOM 197198
Lineage: Eukaryota; Fungi; Glomeromycota; Glomeromycetes; Glomerales; Glomeraceae
Source: RefSeq, a predicted model, not a curated record
AAAAAAAUGAGGGUAAAUGAAAAAAUAGGGAGAUAAAAGGGAAACGAAGAGGGAGUGAGGGAGAAACGAAAUGGAGCAAAGGGAGAGUGAAAGAAACAAAAAGAACGAAAAAGAUCAAGUAGGAAUGAAAAAAAAUGAAAAAAAUGGAGGGGAUGAAAUGGAGCAAGAGGGAAUUAAAAAAAUGAAAGGAACAAAGGCAAAAGCAAAUGAACAGAUAACAAACCUGUCAACACUUCGUAAAUGUAAAUCCAGAGAAAAUGAAACUGUUAAACAUCAUGAAAUACGCCAUUCAAAAGAUCGAGAAAAUAAACAAAUGAAAAGGUCACCAGAAACACCAGAUCAGCAUGACGUGUGGCUGAGCAGAGAAUGUAAAUGA